Molecule: messenger RNA, 3766 nt
Organism: Nelumbo nucifera (sacred lotus)
Lineage: Eukaryota; Viridiplantae; Streptophyta; Magnoliopsida; Proteales; Nelumbonaceae
Product: E3 ubiquitin ligase PARAQUAT TOLERANCE 3-like
Biological process (GO): protein ubiquitination; ubiquitin-dependent protein catabolic process; mRNA processing
Cellular component (GO): nucleus
Molecular function (GO): zinc ion binding; nucleic acid binding; ubiquitin protein ligase activity
Source: RefSeq, a predicted model, not a curated record
GGCUCCCUUUGGUUUGGCAGAAAGGCGAAACCGUAACCCUUGGUGCUCUGCGUUUCCGUCCCAUUCUGUUCUGCAACAACACGCGAUUCCCUCUCCGAGGAAAACCUAACCCUUGUUCUUCAUCUUAUCUUCUCUCGCGGUUCUUCUAGGGCUUGGAAUCCUGAACCGUUUUUUAUUAUCUUAAUGGAAAAUUAAAUUCUUUGCACGUUGGGUUUUGACCAUUCGGAUACCUGAGAUAUUAUUUUGUUUAUGUGGAUUUGUAAUGGGGUUCUGCGGUCGCCUAAUCAGGUUGUGUUCGUUGUUCCGGGCCAUGGAUCUAAUUUCGAGGCUGAAUUCAUUCGUCAAGAUCGGUUCGUGAAGAUUGCGGCCAUGGCGAUCUUUUGAAUCUCCAGACUUUGGAUGUCCAAUUACAGCUUCGUCUGGCUCCCCUUUCUCUGAAACGAAGGGUUUUUUGUUUCAUUCAUUUGGAUCUGCUUGAAAGUAUUGGACUCGCGACGAUCAGUUGAGUUUGGGUGCGGCGGAGAAUCUACCAACUUUUCGUUAGAGGCUUCGUCCGAUCUUCAAGAUUUGAAGAAUUCUUUUGGUAGAACAGCAUCAGAGGGAUUCGAGUAGAAAGUUUCUAAUUUUCACAAAUUCGAGUUCUUGGAGGACGAACCUUCCACUUUGAAUAGAUCUUGUGUGUUCGUGCGAUCGUUGUUUGUCUUAUAGAAGACAACCGGAAGGAGAUAAUUACUUGUACUCAUUAUCUGUUUUUAUUUUUUGAGUUUAAGAUCAGGCCUUUUUUAUUUUACGGCCUUUGAAUUUCUUCCCCUCCUCUUUGGCCAAUUUCUUUUUCUCGAUUUCUCUUACGUUUAUAGAAGAGUGAAAAGAAAAGGAAUAUGGCUGUGUAUUAUAAGUUUAAAAGUGCAAAAGAUUACGACUCUAUUCCUAUCGACGGUCAUUUCAUAUCAGUUGCGAAUUUGAAAGAAAAAAUAUUUGAAUCCAAGCAUUUGGGCAGGGGCACUGAUUUUGACCUCAUGGUCUCCAACGCUCAAACCAAUGAAGACUACCUUGAUGAAGACAUGUUGAUACCCAAAAAUACCUCUGUUUUAGUACGUCGAGUACCUGGACGGCCGCGCAUGCCCAUUGUUCCUGAGCAGGAUGAGCAGAAAGUAGUAGAGAAUAAGGUAGAGGAUGCUCCACCAGCAAACAGUAGCUUCCCUAUUGCAGAUUCACCUGCUUUGAGAUUUCCUGAGGAGUCGGAAUGGGAUGAAUUUGGUAAUGAUUUGUAUGCCAUUCCUGAAGUGCCACCAGUUCAAUCGAGCAAUCUGGUGCAGGAUGCUCCUGCUCCCAAUAAAGUUGAUGAGGAUAGCAAGAUCAAAGCUUUAAUUGACACGCCAGCCUUGGACUGGCAGCGGCAAACCCAAGAGGGUUUUGGCCCUGGUAGAGGAUUUGGGAGGGGUAUGGGUGGACGAAUGAUGGGUGGCCGGGGUUUUGCUUGCUUUUUGCAAGGUCGUGGUGGGUUGGAGCGAAAGACACCUCCUGCUGGUUAUAUCUGUCACAGAUGCAAGGUGCCGGGUCAUUUUAUUCAGCACUGCCCUACAAAUGGUGAUCCUAAUUAUGAUAUUAAAAGAGUAAAACCUCCAACUGGUAUUCCAAAAUCAAUGUUAAUGGCAACCCCAGAGGGUUCUUAUGCAUUGCCAAGUGGUGCAGUUGCUGUUUUGAAGCCAAAUGAGGCUGCAUUUGAGAAGGAAAUUGAAGGGUUACCCACCACUCGACCAAUCAGUGAUCUUCCACCAGAUCUCCGCUGCCCAUUAUGCAAGGAAGUAAUGAAAGAUGCUGUACUAACAAGCAAGUGCUGUUUUAAGAGUUUUUGUGAUAAAUGCAUCAGGGACCACAUUAUUUCGAAGCCAAUGUGUGUUUGUGGGGCCACCAACAUACUUGCAGAUGAUCUUCUGCCUAAUAAGACACUUAGGGACACUAUCAACCGCAUUUUGGAGUCGAAUAACAGUAGCACAGAAAAUGCAGGAAGCAUGUUGCAAGUUCAAGAUAUGGAGUCUGCUCGCAUCCCACAACCAAAAGCCCCAUCACCCACUCUUUCUGCGACUUCCAAGGGAGUGAACAUUCCACCACCACAAAAAUAUGACACUCCAGAUACCAAGGAGAUAGAAAAUGAAGGAAAAGCAGUUGUUAAUGUUCCACAACAGUCCAUAGAGAAAGGAAAGACUGUAAAAACUGUUGAUGUAUCAGAAGCCACACAUGAGUCAAUAAGUAUGAAGGAACCAACAUCUCAGGGAAGUGCUCCACUUGUUGAGGAGGAAGUUCAACAGAAGAUGCCUACUGGUGAGCCAGGAAAGAAAAAGAAGAAGAAGAAAGUCCGUUUACCUCUAAAUGCUGCAGACAUGCAGUGGAGAGCCUCUCAGGAUCUUGCAGCUGAAAGCUAUAUGAUGCCUCUUGGACCUUCAACCUAUAACCCAUAUUGGACUGGUCUACCUCUUGGGAUGGAUGGAUAUGUGGCUCCUUAUGCUAGUACUAUGCCAUAUAUGGGCUACACCCCUGGUCCAUUUGAUGUUCCCUUUGGAGGAAUGCUGCCACAAGAUCCAUUUCUAGGAGGACAGGGAUAUAUGUUGCCUGUUGUACCACCUCAGAGGGACCUCGCAGAAUUUGCUAUGGGCUCAACUCCUGCACCCCCAGUCAUGAGCAGAGAGGAAUUUGAGGCUCGGAAGGCUGACCUAAGGAGAAAGCGUGAAAUUGAACGACGUGGUGAAAGCAGGGAGUGUUCCAAGGAACGUGAAGUUGGUAGAGAAGUGAGCAACAGUGGUGAUGUUUCUUCAAUGAAACCCAAACCUAAGUUGACUUCUCAAUCGCUGAGCCCGGACCGGGAUCGCCAUCACCACUACCAACACCGCCGAUCGGAGAAGGCGUCAAGUCCGGAACGUUCCUCACGGGAGAUCGAGUCAGCUCGAUUGGGGAAGAGGAGUCGAGCUGAUGAUUAUCACCACCACCGUCAUCAUCACGAUGAAGCCACUCCAGCGGCAGUUACAACCGAAUCGGUCAAGGCGGCAGCCGCGGGGGCGGACAGGAAACAGAAAGGCAGCGUCUUCUCCCGUAUCAGCUUCCCUGAUGAGGGAGGAAGUAAGAAGAGGAAAUUGUCGUCUUCUACGACGGAGAAAAGCGAAAAUCUCUCCAACGGGUACAAGGACUAUGAGCCUCCUGCUUCCUCCACUCAUCACAGGUCCUCGUCGAAUGGCUACCGUGAUGACUGGAAACCACCGGUCAAGGCAACUUCUGUAUCAAGUGUGGGAGGGGCUCGAAGAAGCAGCAGCGUAAUCGAUCACGACUCCAGUGACGAAGACCGGCACUUCAAGAGAAAACCUUCACGAUACGAGCCGCCACCGCCACCCCCUUCGGACGAGUGGGAAGAGGAAAUCCGACCUUCGAGGAGCUCAAGAGAUCGGGAUCGUGGGAAAGACCAUGACCGGGAGUACGAACGAGAACGCGGCUACAGCAAGCACAGUAGAUAGAUUGACGGUUGACGGCAAGGAAUGCACUGCACUGUCCGCCAUCAGUUCUGUCAUCUCCUCUCGAAAAUUCCAUAAACGAUACCCAAAUGUGGCGGAGUGGAAAUGUGGGGGAGAAGAUAAGAAAGUCUCUCUCUCUCUCUCUCUGUGUGUGUAAAUGAUUUGUAAUAAUCUUGAUAGACGGAAGAUGCAGAACGCUUCCUUCCUGUCGCUGUUACUUAUCUCAAUGAUAAUAGUACAAUCUUUCCCAAAAUGUUGUGUCUCGA